Molecule: messenger RNA, 264 nt
Organism: Microthlaspi erraticum
Lineage: Eukaryota; Viridiplantae; Streptophyta; Magnoliopsida; Brassicales; Brassicaceae
Source: the annotation of a GenBank genome assembly
AUGGAGAUCAGCUAUCUGGACAAGCAAAAGGGAUAUGAAAAUAGGGUUGGUGUUUGGAUACCUCAGUGUCCCCCAAAGAACUGGGAGACUAGGUCGUGGUCUGGAGAUGGGAGACGGCCAUCAGGAGCGCUCCAUGCAACUGGGGUUGCCUCUUGCGGCUCACUCGAUCGAGCUUGUGGCUCCUCUUCCUCCUCUUCUUCAUCGUUGAAAUGUGUGUGGCUUCCUUGGCCUUGGUGGAGCAUUGGUAGCUCGUACUGUCCAUAG